Procambarus clarkii (red swamp crayfish) is the source of this 3084-nucleotide messenger RNA. NCBI's taxonomy places the organism in Eukaryota, Metazoa, Arthropoda, Malacostraca, Decapoda, Cambaridae. The record is from RefSeq and is a predicted model, not a curated record.
AUGGCGCGGGAAUUGUCACGCUACACUCCGACGGUGGUGACGAGAUAUCUUCUUAUACAACAGCCCUCUCAUACAACAGCCCUCUCAUACAACAGCCCACUCAUACAACAGCCCUCUCAUACAACAGCCCACUCAUACAACAGCCCUCUCAUACAACAGCCCUCUCAUACAACAGCCUUCUCAUACAACAGCCUUCUCAUACAACAGCCCUCUCAUACAACAGCCUUCUCAUACAACAGCCCUCUCAUACAACAGCCUUCUCAUACAACAGCCCUCUCAUACAACAGCCUUCUUAUACAACAGCCCUCUCAUACAACAGCUCACUCAUACAACAGCCUUCUCAUACAACAGCCCUCUCAUACAACAGCCUUCUCAUACAACAGCCUUUUCAUACAACAGCCCUCUCAUACAACUGCUCACUCAUACAACAGCCCUCUCAUACAACUGCUCACUCAUACAACAGCCCUCUCAUACAACAGCCCUCUCAUACAACAGCUCACUCAUACAACAACCCUCUCAUACAACAGCCUUCUCAUACAACAGCCUUCUCAUACAACAGCCCUCUCAUACAACAACCCUCUCAUACAACAGCCCUCUCAUAAAACAGCCCUCUCAUACAACAACCCUCUCAUACAACAGCCCUCUCAUACAACAGCCUUCUUAUACAACAGCCCUCUCAUACAACAACCCUCUCAUACAACAGCCCUCUCAUACAACAGCCUUCUUAUACAACAGCACUCUCAUACAACAGCCCUCUCAUACAACAGCCUUCUCAUACAACAGCCCACUCAUACAACAGCCUUCUCAUACAACAGCCCUCUCAUACAACAGCCUUCUUAUACAACAGCCCUCUCAUACAACAGCCCUCUCAUACAACAGCCCUCUCAUACAACAGCCCUCUCAUACAACAACCCUCUAAUACAACAGCCUUCUCAUACAACAGCCCUCUCAUACAACAGCCUUCUUAUACAACAACCCUCUCAUACAACAGCCCUCUCAUACAACAGCCUUCUCAUACAACAGCCUUCUCAUACAACAGCCCUCUCAUACAACAGCCCUCUCAUACAACAGCCUUCUCAUACAACAGCCUUCUCAUACAACCCUCUCAUACAACAGCCCUCUCAUACAACAGCCUUCUCAUACAACAGCCCUCUCAUACAACAGCCUUCUCAUACAACAGCCCUCUCAUACAACAGCCCUCUCAUACAACAGCCCUCUCAUACAACAGCCCUCUCAUACAACAGCCCUCUCAUACAACAGCCCUCUCAUACAACAGCCCUCUCAUACAACAGCCUUCUCAUACAACAGCCCUCUCAUACAACAGCCCUCUCAUACAACAGCCCUCUCAUACAACAGCCCUCUCAUACAACAGCUCUCUCAUACAACAGCCCUCUUAUACAACAGCCCUCUCAUACAACAGCCCUCUCAUACAACAGCCUUUUCAUACAACAGCCCUCUCAUACAACAGCCCUCUUAUACAACAGCCCUCUCAUACAACAGCCCUCUUAUGCAACAUCCCUCUCAUACAACAGCCCAAUCAUACAACACCCCUCUCAUACAACAGCCCUCUCAUACAACAGCCCUUUCAUACAACAGCCCUCUUAUACAACAGCCCUCUCAUACAACAGCCUUUUCAUACAACAGCCCUCUCAUACAACAGCCCUCUCAUACAACAGCCUUUUCAUACAACAGCCCUCUCAUACAACAGCCCUCUUAUACAACAGCCCUCUCAUACAACAGCCCUCUUAUGCAACAUCCCUCUCAUACAACAGCCCUAUCAUACAACAGCCCUCUCAUACAACAGCCCUCUCAUACAACAGCCCUUUCAUACAACAGCCCUCUUAUACAACAGCCCUCUCAUACAACAGCCUUUUCAUACAACAGCCCUCUCAUACAACAGCCCUAUCAUACAACAGCCCUCUUAUACAACAGCCCUCUCAUACAACAGCCCUCUUAUGCAACAUCCCUCUCAUACAACAGCCUUUUCAUACAACAGCCCUCUCAUACAACAGCCCUCUCAUACAACAGCCCUCUUAUGCAACAUCCCUCUCAUACAACAGCCCUAUCAUACAACAGCCCUCUCAUACAACAGCCCUCUCAUACAACAGCCCUUUCAUACAACAGCCCUCUUAUACAACAGCCCUCUCAUACAACAGCCUUUUCAUACAACAGCCCUCUCAUACAACAGCCCUAUCAUACAACAGCCCUCUUAUACAACAGCCCUCUCAUACAACAGCCCUCUUAUGCAACAUCCCUCUCAUACAACAGCCUUUUCAUACAACAGCCCUCUCAUACAACAGCCCUCUCAUACAACAGCUCUUUCAUACAACUGCCCUCUCAUACAACAACCCUCUCAUACAACAGCCUUUUCAUACAACAGUACUCUUAUACAACAGCCCUCUCAUACAACAGCUAUCUUAUACAACAUCCCUCUCAUACAACAGCCCUCUUAUACAACAGCCCUCUCAUACAACAGCCCUCUCAUACAACAUCACUCUCAUACAACAGCCCUCUCAUACAACAGCCCUCUCAUACAACAGCCCUCUCAUACAACAUCACUCUCAUACAACAGCCCUCUCGUACAACAGCCCUCUCAUACAACAGCCCUCUCAUACAACAGCCCUCUCAUACAACAGCCCUCUCAUACAACAUCACUCUCAUACAACAGCCCUCUCAUACAACAACCCUUUCAUACAACAGCCCUCUCAUACAACAGACCUCUCAUACAACAGCUCUCUCAUACAACAGCCCUCUCAUACAACAGCCCUCUCAUACAACAUCACUCUCACACAACAGCCCUCUCAUACAACAGCCCUCUCAUACAACAACCCUCUCAUGCAACAGCCCUCUCAUACAACAGCCCUCUCAUACAAAACCCUCUCAUGCAACAGCCCUCUCAUACAACAGCCCUCUCAUACAAAACCCUCUCAUGCAACAGCCCACUCAUACAACAGCCCUCAAAUACAACAACCCUCUCAUGCAACAGCCCACUCAUACAACAGCCCUGAACUAUUACCUGUACAAUCAUCAAAUGUUCACCCGAACAAUCACCUCAGUUUGACCUGCACAAUCACCUUAGUUUGA